This is a messenger RNA of Schizophyllum commune H4-8, 1579 nucleotides long. RefSeq lists its product as uncharacterized. The coding region runs from base 341 to 1579 and encodes 412 amino acids. NCBI's taxonomy places the organism in Eukaryota, Fungi, Basidiomycota, Agaricomycetes, Agaricales, Schizophyllaceae. The record is from RefSeq and is a predicted model, not a curated record. The transcript is spliced from 9 exons.
CUCGAGACGCCACAAUUUUGACCCCCUACAGUCCAAGCAUGGCGGCUAACCAAGUGGGAAUGCGUCGAGAUGACUCCAAGAGACCUCACGCGUACCUUCCGGGGCUCAAUUUACCAGCCAAUUUCGCUCUCCCUGACCUUGAGUUAGUCAGGUCUGAGGCUGACAUCGCCCUCGACGAAAUUCGCAGUCCAAGCAAGGAGGAAACAAUCACAGUCGUCAAGCCUGGUCUUGGACCAAUGAUAAUCAAUCAUGCGCUCUCGAGGAGCGUACAGUACCCAAACCUCUUCAGGUUUGCAAUGUACUGCGCCGUUGACGAAGUGCCGAACGACAUUCUCCCACAAUGCAUCUGGGCCUGCGAGUUCCACAUUCGCGCUCUGGAGACUUCCACAGUCGACCAACUGAAACACACGGGUGCCCUGCUGCCACAUCCGAGCGCAAACGUCCAAUAUACGCUGACAAGCCCAUGGAGGCGCUCCGUCACUAUCAUACCUUCAUGAAGACGAAUGAAGAGCAGCGAGGCGUCACGGACCCUUGGAAGGGUAACAUGCGAGGCUUGCAGGACUACGCCAUCGUUCUCGCGCGCUCCCGCACCAACGAUACAGAGGCGAAGAAGUUGCUCAGCAAGACGACCAACACCGGUUCAGGCCUCGAGCUGCGCCACAUCGUCGUCGGCAAGAUCUACCUCGCACGCGUUCUUCGCCGCCUGGGCGAGAUCAAGAACGCAGAGACUAUGGAAAAAUGGCUCAUCAAUUGGUUCAAGAAGAACCCAAACCGCAUCAACGACAACAUCCUCGUCCAACUGUUCACCACGGACAUCGACCCCAAAACGGACCCGGUCCUCUUGGGUCUGGGCGGCUCGGGGUGGCUGGAGGAGCGCAGGGCGACGCUGAGGUCAGAGCAUCGUAUCGCAAGGAUUUGCCGGAAUUGUGGGAAGAACUCCCGCGAAUGUCAGAAGAUCAACCACCCGUAUCACAAAGAAGCCGCCGCCCAACUCGCCCACAUCGCCAAACUCAAAGAAUCCGGGCAAACCGCCGAAGCCCGCCGCGCCGCCCAAUGGCAAGAAUUCCGCACCCUCCCCGCCCUCCCCGCGAACACCACCCUCCUCGCGCACGCACUCUCCCUCAAACGCGACCCCGCCCGCUCACGCACGCACAUCGUCGUCAAGGUCGUCCAGCACCAGCCGCACGCCACGCACGCGCACGACCACUUUCGCUUCACGCACGUCGGCGUGUUCAAGCUCGACGACAUCUACCCCGAGAUCGAGGGCAUCAUGGGGCUGAAUAAGGGCGAGGGGAGGGUGUAUAUUCGGGAGAUGCUGGAGGAGUUCGACGCGGGGCCGGGAAGGGAGAACAAGAAGGAGGGGGCGAAUGUGCGCUACCCGAUAUUCGAUCUGGCGUUCUCGCCGGAUCCGGGGCAUGUGCAGGCGUAUCUGUCGUAUGGUGGGAUGGACCAUAACGCGAUUAUGCGGAACCCGUACGACCCGGACUGGAGGAAGAAGAUGAACAGGGCCGGACCCCCUCCCGAGCCAGUUCGGUUCGUUCGCAAGAACAUCAAGGACUCAGAGCAUAUCUUUGACUGA